Messenger RNA from Sceloporus undulatus (fence lizard), 2906 nucleotides. RefSeq names its product exocyst complex component 3 like 1 (gene EXOC3L1). The transcript has 14 exons. Lineage: Eukaryota; Metazoa; Chordata; Lepidosauria; Squamata; Phrynosomatidae. Gene Ontology annotation, cellular component: exocyst. Gene Ontology annotation, molecular function: SNARE binding. The coding region runs from base 431 to 2824 and encodes 797 amino acids. The record is from RefSeq and is a predicted model, not a curated record. Gene Ontology annotation, biological process: exocyst localization; exocytosis.
GCAGUCAAAGCAGUGUUAUUUCUGCAGUGUAAUGGAGCCCUAACUUGUAUGUUCUUUCUCCUUACUGUAAUUACUUUUGCCGUCUUCACCACACACUGAUGUUGCUUGGCCACACAUGUCUCUAUUUUCAUCUGGGAAAUGUUGGCAUGUCUAUGUAUGGUACAGACAUGUGCCAACAGGUGUGCACACACACACACACACACACACUGCAUUGUUCUGGGCCGGUUUCCUCUGCAUUCCUAAAUAAUAAAAGCAUCCAGCACAUUUCCCGUUUCCCUUGCCCUCCCAUUCCUGCAUCCUGAGUAUAUCUGCAGUAUUUGCACAACAAGCCCCUGAGGAACUGUGAGUAGUAUCCUUGGCAGAAAUAGCUAUUCCUUGGCUCUGCUUGGCCCAGCCCUAAGCUCUGGAUUUGUGCGCUGCAAUUGAAGCAAUGGGCAUGUCUGCUGAGGAGGAUGAUCCCACCAGCCCCAAAGCUCUUCCCCCUACUCUCCAUACCCUUUGGGAAGAAGUAACUUCCUACUGCACUCUGACUCUGUGCUAUGGAAUUCUUAUCAAAUCUGCAAAUUACAUCCCAGAUGGAGAAUGGCCUGAAAUGGGAAAGGCUGAAAAAUUAGCAAGAGGAGCUGCCUUAAAAUGGGCAUCUGGAGUGUUUUACAGAGCAAACAAAUUGGAGGGCCUUGAGCAGUAUCGGGUCCGGGAGAUGCAGCGCAACAGCUCCAUCCAGUCUCGCAUAAAGUCAACUGUCCAGUCAUAUUUGGAGGGGGUGAGCAUGGGCUUGGAGCAGCUACAUUCAGCCAUCACAGAUAUCCUGCAAGUGCAGAAAGAGCUGGGGAGCGUACGACAGGACUUGACAUCCAGUGUCAGCUCUUUUCAGACUCUGCAAAGGAUCCAGGAGAUGGUGGUAGAGCAUGCCCAGCUGAGUUCAGUUGUCCAGACAUUGCCCAAGCUUUUCUCAGUACAUCGGCUACUUUCUGAGACUUUUGAGCUUCUGCAGAAUAAGCAUCUCCUGGAGGCCCACACCAGACUCAUGGACCUGGAGAACUUACGGGAUGACAUCCUUUCCCAGCUGCAUAAUCACAACCUGCUUAGCCCUUUACAUCUGGCCAGUUUGGAGUCCUACUUUGGGGGUCUAUUGGAACUGAAUGAUGCCCUGGCCCAGCAUUUGUGGCACAUUGUAGGCCACAGCACAAAGUUGGUGUCUGAAGACCCUGCUCUCUUUGUAUCUGCUGUGAGAAUUAUUGAGCGAGAAGAGAACAUUGAUGGUGCCCUGCUACUAAGAACCCAGCCUCCUGACCUCCUCCCUCCUGGGCGCCCAAAGUGCUGGAGACAGAAGUUCUUUCGAGUGAUCCAGGACUCCAUCGUGGCUGCACACUUCCAGGCUGUGCCAAGCAGUACCCUAGGCCGUCAUCUCACUAGGCAUUUAGCAUCCUUACAGAGCAACAUCCUGGCAGAGCUGCAUAUUGUGAAAGAUCUGAUGGUCCAGUGCUGCCCACCUCACUAUAACAUCCUCAUGGCCUUCACUACUAUGUAUCACCAAAGCCUUGCCAAACACCUGGAUCACAUUCUCACUUGGGAUCUGGACAAGCAGGAGAUCUUUGCUCUUCUCCACUGGGCAGUCCAUGUUUACCCUAGCUCAGAAAUGAUGGCUCACCCAGAUCUUCUCCCUGAAGUGGACACUUCAGUGUUAGGCCCUUUACUUCCAUUGGAAAGAAUAAAAUAUCUGGAGGAAACCUAUCUGGAGAAAGUACAGGCCAGUAUUGCUGAAUGGAUGCAAAAGACCCUGGAGAUGGAGUUUAAAGAAUGGUUCAGCGAAGAGGAACCAGAAUCAGACUAUCAAGGCUGCUUUCAGACCAGUCUGCCAAAUAUUAUUAUGAAGAUGCUGGAUGAAAACAUCCGGGUAGCAUCCAUCAUCUCUGAUACUCUCCGGGAAAAGAUGUGCAACAUGACUCUGAAGGAGCUGGAGAUCUUUCUGGGCAGCCUGUAUGAGGAUCUGGUGAAAUUUGGCAUGGAGCACCAACAAGAGCCCACUGCAUCCAAAUGCUAUGCACCAUACUUGCUGUCAACUCUCAACAACUGUCUGGCCCUCAGCACCUCCAUCCCAGCUCUGUAUACAGAUGGGGCAUCAUCACUUGAGCCUACAAAGGUGCCGCCGUCCUUGGACAUAGCCCUGGAGAAAGCCCAAAAGAAGGCUUGUCGGAUGCUACUGGAGGAGAUGCUGGUAGAUCUGAAGCCUCUGUUCAUACAGCUACCAUCCCGUCAGUGGUUGUCUGAUGGAACCCAGCUGAUGAGCAGCAUAUGUGAGGUGAUAGACAAGCAUGCAAAUCGCUUCUGCCGAACUCAAGAACCACUCAGCACAUACCUUCUGUCAGAGACAGAGCAUCUGGUCAGAAGCCAGUACCUCAGGGCCUUAUUGCAGAAACGGAUGGUGUGCCGGCACAGUGAGGAGAGGAGGCAAAUGGCCAGGCGGAUGUUGCAGGAUGCCUCUCAGUUCAAGGAGCUCUUCUGUAACCUGGGCUUGAAGGAGAACAAGCAGACCUUCAAAGUAAUUGCUGAUCUUCAGGAGCUCAUUUGUCUCAAAGAUCACAGCAUCCUUAGCUUGGAAGUGCUGGGAUUUGUAUUAAAAUAUCCUGAUGUCAGCGAUGAUCACAUUUCCAUGCUCCUAGAUUUGCGUGGAGACAUCUCUAAAGAAGUCCGUAAUAACGUGCUAGAGAUCAUGGCACAGAAUCCUCAAGUCCUUCCUGAGAACUAUGAGCACGUUUUUAGCCACAUCUUGGUUUCUCCUCCAGAGCCACUCUUCUGUCUUGGCAAGUCCAAAUGUGCCUGACAUUGUCUAGUUGAGGCUGUCAGACUGCCAACCAGGUUCUCUCUACAGCUGUGGCUUCAUCCUAAUCUUGCAGGCCCUCGGA